Molecule: messenger RNA, 1482 nt
Organism: Lepisosteus oculatus (spotted gar)
Lineage: Eukaryota; Metazoa; Chordata; Actinopteri; Semionotiformes; Lepisosteidae
Source: RefSeq, a predicted model, not a curated record
UUUCUUUCUCCACUUCACGAACAGUCCCAGUGAUGCCAUUUUACCCGCUCCUCGCGGCACACACAGGCUGUUUAUUUUCAAAAGCAAGCGGUGUGCUCGAGGAGAGUGUAGGGGCUGCUGCACUUGGAAGAUAGCCCUGAAGGGUGACUCUGAAGUUAACUGCCAAGAAAUGAAAUCCGCAAAGGAAAACUACGACAACCUUAAAGUUCAAAUUCCCAAUAAAGUAGGGGAAACACUGUCAAAAACCGAGAAAGUGCGUCCCAAGGCGAAACCGCGUCUUGACUCGACUACAACAGGGCUGAGUUCCCCUAGACUGUCUGUCACUCAUUGUCGCACUCAGAGAAGGCAUUCCACUGUCAGCUUGUCCGGCUGGACUCGGGACACACAUGAUGGCAAACCUGCAAAGAAAAUCUGUAAGGCACCUGUUAAAAGGCCAGUUACCAGGAUAGCUUCCUCUAGAACAGGGACUGCCAUUCAGGCUUGCAAGAAACUCGGUGAAGUUCCAGAAUGCAGUGUUUCUCAUGCUGCUCAGUGCAAAGAGGGUUCUUGUGCUUCCAGUCACGUCUGUGAUGAUACAGUUGAAACUUUUGAAGAUUUUCAACAACAGGUUUUGAAAGUUCUUAAGCAUGAGGGAGAAAGCCAAUGUCAGGAACACAGAGGAUCCAAAAUUCUGAAGACUGGCAAAAAUAAUCUUGCUGACUUUAAACAAGAUACACUGCCCGAUCGUAUCUUGAGACCACGCAGAAGAACGAGUUACAAUUUGAGAAGAAAGGUUUCGGACAACAUGGAGAAAAAGUGGUUAAAUAAUGACUACCUAGACAAUCUGGUGCAAAACAAUGAAUUCUACCCCAAUUCUCAAAGGACAUAUCCGGAAGAGAUCCCAGAGAAAUGGAGAAAGCAGUCACCAACUCCAUUAAAAUAUAGACCCCAGUUUCCUGAUCGCACAGGCUCUGCACUAUUAGAGAGUAGUAAUUCUGUUGCGCCUGCAUAUUCUGAAUUUCAGCAUUUCUAUAAAGAUUGUGAAUAUUUAACUGGAGAGAAUGCCCAUCACCAUGAAGAAUGUUGGAACACCCCCAUUAGAAUUCACAGUGGAGAGCCUAGCCAGAGCAUCCAGUAUUCAAACAGUGUCGGUGAGACUGAACUCAACAUUGUCCAGCAGUCACUCUGUGGAAAGAAUCUGAAUGAAAGGGAUGAAAACAAAAAGAAUAUAAAGAAAAAAUAUCUAGGAGGCAUGCUGUUUUUCUUAAUCAUAAUCUUUUUUAUCCUACUGGUGUUUUAUUGCCAAUCAGUAUUAACCAUGGAAAAUGAUAAUUUUGCUAGGAAAAACAAUGGGUAUUAUAGCCAGUAUCAUUAAAUUAGAUUUGCACAACAUUACGGGUAUCUCUACCAAUAUUAUUCUUAAGUAGUGCAUCAUCAUUUAUUGUUUUUUUCUGUUGCUUUAAAAAGUUACUGUACGCUUCAAAAUAAACACAUUUUCCAUCU